UCUCACAAGCUAUUGGAUGAAACGCAGCCGAAAGCAGUUCGCUGUCAUGGAAGCUGCGUUGUGUGAACAGAUGUCCGUCUUUUGUCAAUAAUUUUAUAGUUUUAUCUUGAUUAAUUUAAUCGUACGCUUACCUUUAUGUAAAAUACAGCACGCCAUGGCCGAAAAGUUUGAUAAUCUCGAGGAACACCUCGAGAAAUUCGUCGAAAACAUAAGACAGCUUGGAAUUAUUGUCAGCGAUUUUCAGCCCAGCAGUCAAACAGGACUCAAUCAGAAACUAAAUUUUAUGAUCACAGGACUGCAGGACAUUGAGAAAUGCCGACAGCAGCUUCAUGAUAUCAACGUACCGCUGGAAGUGUUUGAGUAUAUUGAUCAGGGUCGUAACCCUCAACUCUACACCAAGGAGUGCUUAGAGAGAGCGUUGGCUAAAAAUGAGCAGGUCAAAGGAAAGAUUGACACCUUGACUAAAUUUAAAAGCCUCCUCAUUUCUGAGCUGGGGAAGGUUUUUCCUGAAGAGAUGGCUAAAUAUAAGGCCAUUCAUGGAGAUGAUCCUCCUUCAUGAUUUACCAGUGCCACGACACUUCAAACGCAAGAUGUACAUAUGUUGAUAUUAAUAUAACAUGUUUUUUAAGGUUUAAUUCAUCAUUCAAAUAUGCAAAUUUUUACAGCUUUUUCAUCUUUGUAUUUGCCUUUGUAAUUCACAAGAAUACGGAUUGAAAACUGAGGGAUAUUUUGGGAUUUCCUUGAAACAGUGAAAAGCUUUUUUUUCAUGCAUUGUAAUUUUCGCAGCAUAAUUUUUUUAUUUUUCCGUUGAAUAAAUGAUUAUUUUGUGUAAUCACAACAA
Molecule: messenger RNA, 841 nt
Organism: Ctenopharyngodon idella (grass carp)
Lineage: Eukaryota; Metazoa; Chordata; Actinopteri; Cypriniformes; Xenocyprididae
Gene: med10
Product: mediator complex subunit 10
Exons: 4
Coding region: 155-559 (134 amino acids)
Biological process (GO): positive regulation of transcription by RNA polymerase II
Cellular component (GO): mediator complex; chromatin
Molecular function (GO): transcription coregulator activity
Source: RefSeq, a predicted model, not a curated record